UAAAAAAGAGGUGCACGAACGCGAAGUCACAGAUAAAAAGUAUUUUUCUCAUUGAAUAAUUUUUAUUUUCUUUUUGUGUAUGCAAUUUUCUGAUUUAGCUCCGGCUCAUUCGAUUUUAUUUGAACAAUCCAUAAAACCCUAACUUGUAAAUACAGUGUACAUAAAAAUGAGCACACAAAAUCGAUCCAGCGGUGGCGGCCGCAACCAGAAAAAGUCAAAUUCUGGUGGUGGUGAUACAUCUAAUAAAAGAGGUGAUGUAGGCAAAACAGAUAAAGAAAAAUCGCAGCCAAAGGUACUAAAGCCAACAUUAGAUCAGAUCCGUAUUGCUCAGGCUGCAGAAAUUAAUACUGUCGCAGAAGAUCCAAAAAUGCCUGAGAAAGUCGCUACACUGAUCGAAAUGACUCAGAGGUCUGAGGAAGAAGUAUGUUGUGCAUUGUAUGAGUGCGAUAAUAAUUUGGAGCGAGCUGUAGUAUUCUUAUUAGAAACACUUCCAGUGGGAGCAUUUGAAACUUUAAAGAAGAAAAAGAGUCGGACCGCCAAUUCAGCAAGUGAGAACACUGGUGAAAGCGAUUGGGCUGAUGGAAAUGCAAAUACGGAUAAACGAGAGAAGUCUCGUAACAGGAGCAGCACACGCGGAGGACGUGGUGGCAAUGACAGUCGUGGCUGGCGAGGAAGAGAGGCUCGGGAAAACGAGAGAAAUCUAGCAGAUUCUUCUGGUCGUGGUGGUGGCGAAGGAGGAUACCGUGGUGGUAACCGAGGACGGGGUUCCAGUCGCGGAGGGAGUUACGUGGGACGCGGUGGCCGUGGUGGUCGUCUUGGCCAACGUGGAAUGGGAAGAGAUCAAGGUAGUCGCAGCAACUACUCAAGACACCAAGAUCAAGACCAUCAAGAAGUUGAGCUGUGGGACAACACGAUUGCUACAAAUGCCGAGAAGCAGCAGCAGCAACAACAGCAGCAGCAGGACGAUGCUUGGGGUGAUUGGGAUAACGAGGAAUACGUGGGCUCUCUUAAAGACAGCAAAGUAUUUACUACGAGCAAUUUGCAGCAAAGCCAGCAACCUGCUGUCGUUGGAGUGGGCAGUGCAGACUUGUCGGCUCCACCUGGCUUAGAGCUGCAUCUUGGUGCUACUCAGCAACAACAACAACCACCGCAGCAGCAAUCAUCUCAUAUAGGCAACGAUGAUAUGGCUCAACAAUAUAGCAGUGCUGUAGUAAAUAACAAUUCGAGUGUAGCUGUUUCGGGAUCGGGAACUCUUAACCCAUCUCAAUUCCCAGACAUUCAUUCAUCGAAUGCUGGUCAUAACAUGCGAAUGAGUAGCUUAGAAACGCAGCAAAUGAACAGUUCAUCGACUCUUUCAGCGGAACAGUCUCAGUAUUUCAAUUCAUUGACCUCGCAGAAUGCAGCGGCUGCAGCAGCUGCUGCUGCGGCAGUUGCUGCCGCUGCUGUAUCUCAGCAAACAGGCAGUGUAAAUUCGUACCAAAACUCAUCUGUGCAAUAUCCGACGUCUUAUGCUACAGUAUUUGGUGAUCAGAAUGUGUCAUCGCAGCCAGCUGUAAGAAGAGCGAGAGCCAAGGUGCCACCACCGUCGAAGAUACCAUCAACUGCAGUUGAAAUGCCUGGUGAUACUCUUAAUAACAUUGGUUAUUUGGAUGUUCAAUUUGGUGGAUUGGACUUUGGUACCGAAGACUCAUUCGAUGCAUUGCCGGAGAAGUUUAAUUCAUCAGCAACAAUUGACAAUCAGCAAAUUGUCCAGACUCAAGAUGUUGUUUCAAAUGACUAUCAGUCAAAGGCAAACUCGCAACAACAAGCCGUAUUGUCAGCUGGAUUGCAGAAUUCGCAAAUUUCUGAUAGUCUUACAUCAGGCUAUUCUCAACGCAGCUCCUCGAAUAUUCAACAACAGCAAAAUGCAAGCAGUGUGGGUUCAAUGAGCGCCCAAACCAACAGCUCGCUAGAUCAGCUAUCGAAAAAUGAUCCGUACAAUCAAUCGAACACAUCAAAUGCGGCUGGUUAUCAGAGCUCAUACAACUCUAGCUCCUCUGCUAACAAAUCUUCAUCUUACCAACCGACAGCUACUGGUCAGGGGUACAAUAGCGCUAGUUACACUAACGUUCAAUCUUCUUCGGCCAGUACCUAUCAACCACCGUCGAAUAACUACAAUUCAUAUAACCAGAAUUCUGUGAAUUCUUAUCAGCAGCAAGCGAAUGUAUCUUCUGUAAAUAAUUCAUCGAAUUCUGUUGCUGGUAGCACUGUGAAUAGUAGUGUUUCAACGCAAAACAUUCCCGUAGGCGGAAGCAGUAGUAGCACCGUGAAUAAUGCCAGUGCAAAUUCAAAUGCCGGAUAUUUAUCCAGUCAGUAUCAAAGCAAUCAGACAACAUCGGCUUACCCAUCACAACAGAAUGCGUACCAAAAUAAUCAAAGUAUUUAUGGCGGUACUGGUCUUUCAAAUAACACAGGGUUCACUGGUAGCACAAGCACUUCAUCAUCUCAAUACAGUAACUUUAGUAGUGCUAAACUGAAGGAAACUUCUACUACAUCGUCUAGCUCCCAUUAUGAAAGCGUUUCAAGUGUUGCAGCAAGUACAGUUGUUAGUAGCACUGUAAGUUCAGUUGUCCCCAGUUCAACAGCGACUACAAACAGUAUGAGCUCACCAUCUUUAGGUUUGACAAAUACAAAAGUAACAAACUCAGCCACCAAUGCCAACAAGAACAGUGCUGGAAUGGUGCCGCAAAACAUCCAAAUGGUUAGUCAAUAUAUUCAGACUGGAUUGCCCUACUAUCAGCAACCAGUAUAUUCUUACGAGGAUUUACAAAUGAUGCAACAGAGAGUGCCACAUGUGCAGGGAUACUACGAUCUGAAUUACACACCAACUAGUUUAGGUGCAGCCGGUGUGCGUGACAACUUGGGCUCUGUUGCUUAUUCAACAAUGACUGAUGGUCGUUUCGCCAGAACUGACAAUAACUCUAGCCCUGUUAGCAAUGUGUCUAGUACGAUGUCACAGCAAGCGGGAUCAACUGCUCCAUUGCUUAACGUUCCUUAUGCAUACUUCUAUGGAGGCAAUAUGAUGCCUGGCGGUUUCCAAUAUGGCACACCAGCAAUUUAUCCGCAGCAGAUUCCAGCUGCAAAUACUGCAUCAGGUGGUCAGUUCCCUAAACCGUCAUACAAUACUGGAUAUGGUUCAGCCAGCUACGAUGCUCUUUCACAAGCUACACAGGACUACACCAAGGGAGCGUACCCAUCUAGUGUUAACCAACAGACUAAAUCACAAAACGUAGCAAAUCCACCACAAGCCGGAACUGGUUCCGACAUUACAUCUUCAAUGUAUGGAAAGGGUCAUGUAGCAUUAAACAAAGUCAAUUCAUAUGAAAAACAAAAUUUCCACUCUGGUACACCACCCCCCUUUAAUAUGCCCAAUACGCAGACUGCCGGUGGAACGUCGGCUCAACCCUAUGGAAUGUACCUACAGCCGAUGCCAACAGGUCAUCACAAUAUGAUUCAUCAACCCAUUCAUCAGAUGGACAGCAGAAUUCAUAACUCAUCCCGUCGGGAUUCAAACAGUACUGGACAACGUCAACAGUCGAGCAACCCAACAAAAUCGGCUACUAAACAAGGCUACUCGCCAUCCUACUGGGCCGGUCAAAACUAAUUUUAUCCAUUAACGCUAGACAUUUGCCUCGUUCUCCAUGAAGGCGAUACCUACCAUAUAAUAAAAACAAGAAAAAUUGAAAACCGUUAAAUGUUUACCAUACACACACCAAUACUGUUUUUGUUCAGGAUAAUAAAGUCAAAAAACAAAAAAUAAACAACAACAUUAAAAGUUUGCAUAGUACAUUACAAAUCUGAUUAUAAUUUAUCUUACUAUAUUUAAAAAAAAUAAUACAAAUGAAACAAAAACAUAAAAAUAUACUUUUUAAAAACAAAAAAUUGAAACAGAACAGAUUUUUUUAGUUAUAGUAUUGCUGUGUUCUAUAGUUACAGCAAAUUUAUAAUUUCUAGAACUUCUCUUUUUGUACAUCAAUUUAUCGAUGUGCGCUCUUGACAUAAAUGAUUGAAAAAGAAAUGAAAAAAUUAUUCGAAAAAUCUCUACACAUAAAUAAUUCUAUAUAUAUAUAUAUAUAUAUGUGUGUGUAUAUAGAAUAUAACCCAGAUAAACCCUACAUUCACACAUACACAGCAAAAUUUAAACUGGAUAUUGUUUCUUUUAAAUGUUUAACUUUUUAAUAUAUAUAUAUAAAUAAUUAUAAAAUAAUACAUAAAUAUAAAAAUAAUUAUUAAUUAAAUUAGUACCACGUCUUUUAAUGCUAGUAUAUAUGGAAUAUAUUAUUAUAUUUAACAAUAUGUAUCUAUGACAGAAAAAAAAUACAAACCAAACAAAAUAAUUGAAACUCUUCUUUACACUUAAUGCAAGAAGUGAUAACAUUUGCAACAGCAAACAUUUGUAAAAUGUAAUUUUAAAAAAUAGUGUCAAUUGGACAUGAUGUAUCUACGUUUAAGUGAUUUAUUAAAAUUGCAUUGCUUUUGUAUCGUUCGUAGUUAGCGUUGGAGAUAAUUUGGAGUUUUAUUUACACUUUUUAAUUCGGAGUUGUGUGUGCAUUUAUAUAAGAAAACAUUGUUAUUAUGACAGAAUUAAUCGUCAUGAAAAUUCGUUGAUAAAAACAAUACGAAUUACAAAUGUACGUAAUUGUUUUUUUCCUCCCCGAAUUUCAUGACGCGAUGAAUAGGAUGCAUAUUAAUAUUGAAUUUGUCGAAUAUCAACAGACGCAAAUAUCACUUUUUCUAACUCUCCCAAUAAAAUGACCAUUGUCGGAAACAAUUUCCUUUUACAUUUAACACUUACCAAAUACAAUAUUUCAAGUGAGUGGUGAGUACAGAAGAGAGGUGCCCGAUUAAAUGCCUUCAAGAACUUUCAACAUCAAACCUCAAAGCUGCUACAUUCUUUUAUCAAGCAGAAAAGAGAGUAAAACUUUCAUACAGGAAUAAUACAAUUAGAAUGUAAAGGGUGCUUUUUUUUAAUAAAGUACUUAAAUAAAUCAAAUUUAAGCGUGUUCCAUUUCGUCUGAUGGGUCAAAAAAAUAGUCGCUAUGUCCAAAACAAAAACAAGUCACUUACAUUAGGACCGUUUUUUUUUUGUUGAUUUCGUUAAAUCAAAUUUCAAUCAUUUAUUUUUCCUAACGAUAAAAUAAAUCGUCAGACGAUUUUGCCUCACUCUGAAAUGUUUUACUUUAUUACAGUGUUAAAAUAAGGUCUUAAACUGUAACAAACGGAAACAAAUAACAUUAAAAAGUUACAUAAAUGCCGAGUUUUUUUAAAUUAUUAAAUCGGUUUCUUGUAUCAAACUGAUGCAUGUACAUUCGUACAUGUUUUUAGCAAAACUGUUGGUAGCUUCAUAAAGCACCUUGUGUUUCAUACGAAAUUGUUUAAAAUUGACAUCUUAUUCCUAUUUUUCUUUUUAUAAGUUCGCUGCAAUAGAGAUCAAUAACUAUAGUUUAAUCUUUCUUUUUUGUUACCUUUAUAAUAGUUGCUUUAAUUUUAAAUACUGUUUUCUAGUAGAUAAUAAAAUCAGUAAUAUAAACCAAUUCAGAACUAAUUUGUAUGAAAAAUGAAUAUAAAUAAAUAUACAUAGACAUACAUAUACAUAUAUCUAUUUCCUUUUUCCUAAUACAUAUAGAAAACGAAAAAUUAAACCUUAAUGUGCGUGAAUUUUUAAAUGUUGCAAAAGAGAUCACACUAAAUUAAACCACACACAACUCUUCUUACACCCACACACACAUAUAUCCAUGUUGAAUAGCUGUUUUCUUGGAUUCAUUUUUAUGCAAGAUAAAGGCUCAUUUAAAACAAAAAACUAAAUUAUAUAUAAAAAACAACUUUUUCGUUUCAAUGUAUCUCAUUUUUAUGUUUUCCAGUUUUCGUAACUUAAUACUAAAAAAAAUAUAUACAAUACAUAUAUAACAAAAUAUUUAUGAUAGAAGAACAUUUAUUAAAAAAUAAAAAUGAAUAUAUAUUUAUGUAUUUAAUUAAAAAAUAGAAAAACACAAUUUUUUUAUAUAUCCACACUUUAAAUUUAUUGAAAAAAAUAUGAAUAUAUUUUAGCUUUAUCAUAAACAAUUCUUUUUUUAACAUUAAAAAAAGAAAUAAAUUUUAUAAACAGAAAAUUUAAUGUAUAAUCAGAAAAACGGCUCUUUUUAGAAUAAGAGUUGUUUAGUCUAAAAUAAAAUGUUUAUAUAGAGAAAACUGCAAUUUGAUUUAAAUUUUUGAAGAAUUAUUUAGAGGACGAGAGUAGUUUGUACGUUUUAAAAUUUAAAUUCCUUUUUAUGUUUAUUCAAAUUGUUUUUCAAUGUGAAGAAUUGAAAAGAAGAAAAAAAAGAAAACUAUAAAAGAGAGCAAAUUUUCAAAGACAUUACACAACACAAGCAGAAGAAGAGUUAAAAGAACAAAAAAAAAGAGUAUAUUUAUAAAGGAUGCAGAAGCAAAAAUAAAAGCGAUUAAUGGCAUAAAUGAAA
Molecule: messenger RNA, 6497 nt
Organism: Eupeodes corollae
Lineage: Eukaryota; Metazoa; Arthropoda; Insecta; Diptera; Syrphidae
Gene: lig
Product: protein lingerer
Exons: 17
Coding region: 167-3643 (1158 amino acids)
Cellular component (GO): cytoplasm; nucleus
Molecular function (GO): protein binding
Source: RefSeq, a predicted model, not a curated record